This is a messenger RNA of Oncorhynchus tshawytscha (Chinook salmon), 2374 nucleotides long. RefSeq names its product protein NLRC5. The transcript has 4 exons. The coding region runs from base 68 to 2317 and encodes 749 amino acids. Lineage: Eukaryota; Metazoa; Chordata; Actinopteri; Salmoniformes; Salmonidae. The record is from RefSeq and is a predicted model, not a curated record.
UAAAAUUAAAGUGAAGAGCAAAAGAUGCAAGAAAGCUCGGCCUAAAAAACUAAAGAGCUUCAUCCCCAUGGCCAAACAUGAAACAUCCCCUGCUGAGCUGCUUAAAACACAUGAGAAAAAAAUCCUCCUUUUUGGAAAGCCUGGAAUUGGAAAAACAACAGUCGCCCAUCAAAUGUUGAACCUCUGGGCAGAGAAAGAUCACAGAGAACUAGAUUACAUGUUUUAUUUUAAUGUGAGAGACAUUUCACACAGAAAACCCAUGAGCCUGGAGGACCUUCUCUUUAACAUGUACAGUGAGCCAAAAGACAGUAAAGAAGAAGUGUUACAGGAUAUUAAGAAGAACUCUGAAAACGUUGUCAUCAUAUUUGAUGGAAUCACAGACCUCUCCUCUCUGUCGGUAGUAAAGGACCUUGUGGAGAACCUCCUGCCUGACGCAAAGAUUGUGACCACAUGCAGACCAGAUCAAUCUGAAGACUUCCUGACAGACUGGCCCACAGACUGGUUCAGAGUGGAGGUGAAAGGGUUCAGUGAAGAAUCUAUCAGGGCUUAUUUAACACAGAUGCUGAGUGCUGAGACUGACUCCUUGAGCAGUGUGUUAAACAACCUAGAGUUGUUCAGUCUGUGCCAUGUCCCAAUGUACGUACUGAUGGUAGUUGCCUGCAUUUAUUUCCCUACAUCAGAGGCUUCUGAACAGACAUGCACUAUAACUGAAAUGUACAGCAACAUCCUCCGUCACGGCAUCCAAAAACACAGUGGCAGACGACGUAAGGAUAUCGACAGUUGUCUCAAAGAAAACAGAGAGAAAAUAUUGUCUCUGGCAGAAAUUGCUUUUGAUGCAACAAAUGAGAAAAACAUGAACUUGACACUGAGGUGUGAAGAAAGCAGUGUCCAUUUUGCCUUCUUGGGGGCAUUUAUGGUUAACAUUUCACCCACAGCAUCAGACACUUGCGCUGCGUUUCUCCAUUACACAAUGCAGGAGUUCUUUGGUGCCCUUUGGCUCUUACAGAAUCCAGACAAAAUCAGAGAGGUUCUAGAGAAGUGCCAGACUGAAGAAUGGAAACACACAAAACACUUGAUUCCUUUCCUGUUUGGGCUUCUGAAUGAGAAGAAUAUUAGACUGGUUAACAGUCUAGUUCCAGCUCAACAGAUCAAGAAGACGUCAGAUUGGUUCUUCAAGGAAGUGGUGAACACAUUUCUUCCAUCUCAAACAAACCAAGAUCAUGCAGAAGGUGGUGAUCCUGAGUUUGAGAUAGAUCUUCUGUUUUUGUGUCAGUGCUUGUAUGAAUAUCAGUCUACUGAGGCCUGUCAGCUUUUCCUGGACAAACUCAACUACCAUCUAGACCUGAGUGGAGAACAUCUUGAUCCUCACCAGUGCUGUGCAGUCUCUUAUGUGACCAGUCAGUCUGCAGAGAGAAAGGUUGGAUUGGACCUGAACGGCUGCACUGUGUCAGACCAAGGAGUAAGGCUGAUACUGGGCUCUCUGAAGAAUGUCAGACAUCUUGGACCAUCCUCUGAUGAUUCAUCUGACCCCUCAAUGUUGUGUCAACUCUGGACAACUUUGCUGAGCAGUGAGGCAGAGAUGGACUUCACCAGCUUACUUAGUCUCUGUGGAAAUGAGUUGCACCUUCCAGUCCAGGGUGAAAGACAAGUGUUUGAGAGAGCAGAAGAAGUGAUGACACAGAGUCUAGAGAGGGUUAAUGUCUGUCUACACUGGGAUCAGAGAACUGUUCUCAGUGAAGCUCUCAGCAAAACCAUUUUAAAGUGUUUACCAAAUAUCAACAAACUCAGGUUUACUCCUCUACAACAUCAGAGAGGAUCCCCUGAAAGACUGGAGACAGAAGAGAAAGCAGUCCUACUAGAUUUGUGUCUACAAGCAGCACUAGAUCACAGAGAAACAUUCCAGAGAACUGUGAACACACUGCUGUCACUGUUCUCUGUGUAUCAAACUGAGAGAUAUGACAUCCUGCUGGAUCUGUACUCUCAUGUGAAGUACAAUAGGAAUCAAACAGCCAGGAGUGUCCUUCCAUCAUUGCAGCCACUUUACCAGUCAGCUCCUGCAGUCUGGUCCAUAGACCUCUCAGAGAGAAAGACCUCCCUCCUCCUAGAAGUGCUGAAACUCCAACCAGGGAAGAAACCAGUAGAGCUGAAGGGCUGGUCAGAUGAAGAGAGUGAAGUGAGGAGUUUCCUUCAGUGUCUGUCCUACAUCUCACAGCUGAGUCCCACCACAGUUUAUUACCACUCAGCUGACAGUUUCAAUCUCCCCCAGAUACGAGAGCCUCACCAGAGUUACAGCCGGGUCGGUUCAAACAUGAGUUAAUGAGACUCUUUGUUUUCAUUAGGCAUACAUUCCUCUCUUCCCAGGUCCACACAACAU